This is a messenger RNA of Fusarium tjaetaba, 663 nucleotides long. RefSeq lists its product as uncharacterized. Lineage: Eukaryota; Fungi; Ascomycota; Sordariomycetes; Hypocreales; Nectriaceae. Bases 1 to 663 code for a protein of 220 amino acids. The record is from RefSeq and is a predicted model, not a curated record. The transcript has a single exon.
AUGAUAACAGAUAAGAACAACAUUACGCUAGCAACGCGUCGCUCCGCUCUUCCUCACGCGUCUGGUUACGAAAAGGAGAUACUCGAUCGUUCACGGCUCCUUGCCACAUCAACAACCAUGAAGCCCUCACUGUUAGUCUUCAAUCCUCAUGGAGACAUGGAUUUGAUUCUUCGGCAAUCGAGGUCACAGCGUACUCAAGAAACUACACACGGAUCGUCUUCCUCUGACGGUGCUGAUGAGGAGCCAAGUAGUUAUACCACAGCGGCGGAGGAUCAAGUCGAGCCUGAACAGGGCCGUCCCGUGAAAUUCAAGAACAUCUCUUCUUCUAUUCGAACAGUCGAAGAUCUGAGGAACUUGGAAUCGCGGAAUGAGCUUGGGCAACACAUUGAAUUACGCUACCAUGUGUCAUCAGCCCACUUAGCCCUUGCCUCCCCAGUUUUCAAGGCAAUGGUCGAUAAAUCAUCGGCCACGAUUGACUUGAGCUGCCGUAGCGCAAGGGGAUUUAGACGGUAUGGUGAAGCGCCGGUCAUCUUGCUUGACGUUAUCCAUGGACACCACAAGAGCGUUCCAAAGGCGAUGAGUCUAAGGUUAUUGAUUGAGCUAUGGGGACUCAUUGAUAGCUAUAAGUGUCGCGAAGCUGUGGAAAUGUUUGUUGAUCAUUGA